Diachasma alloeum is the source of this 4696-nucleotide messenger RNA. RefSeq lists its product as uncharacterized. NCBI's taxonomy places the organism in Eukaryota, Metazoa, Arthropoda, Insecta, Hymenoptera, Braconidae. The record is from RefSeq and is a predicted model, not a curated record. The transcript is spliced from 3 exons. The coding region runs from base 133 to 4194 and encodes 1353 amino acids.
CCAAUCAGCUCAUCAAUUGUCCGGCAAAGCAAACGAAUGCCGACGUCGGAGCACGUUUCGCGUUUGUUUUUGAAUGAAUAAAGUUAUCUAUGAGUUUAAUUACCUAUUCAGUAAUUUAUUGCUGUGUGAAUAAUGAUGGAGGAGGGUUUAGAAUCUUCUGCGUUAGAAGAUAACUUGGAUAUAGGAUUAGGUUUCGGGGACGAUAGUCAGAAGGCUGAGAAGAUGAAUCAAUCGUUCUUACUGCUGAAGAAGAAAUUAUUUCGGUCUCACGAUCUCAUCCAACAAUACAGCAACAAAAUAAAGGAGUGUGAAAGAUUGCGAAGUGAGUUAGAAUCAUGCCAACGAGAAUCCGAAAGGUUCAAACAGCAGCACUUGACGGCCACAGCCAAGACCGUCAAGCUGACAAUGGAGAACACAAAGCUCCAAGAAGCCAACAAAAGGCUCGAGAAACUCGUGACGGAGCAGGAAACGCAGAUGGCUGGUGAUCAACGUCUGGUCCAGCAACUCAGCUGCAAAGUCGAGGACAUUGAGGAUCGGCAUUCCGAGAGGGUCAUGCAGAUUGAGCUCGAGAAGUCGGUACUCCAGGCCAAAGUAAAAGAACUAGAACAGGAGAUUAAAAAAGUCAGCAGAGUUCACGAGAGGAAGUCUCCUAAAAAGAUAAACAAGAAACUAGCCAAAGCAUGUCCAUUCAAAUCAAGGAGUACUGCUAGUCUGGGAAUGAUUGAGGACGACGAUCUGCCCCCAGAUCCCCCAAAAUCUCCAGAAAUCCCAGAAGUCCCUCAAGAAAUCCCCGAGAAUAUUCCUGAGGAUUCACCGGAGCUUCCACAAUUAAAUCCACCAGACGAAAUCGAUAAAAUCGUCCAAAAAUCAGUAGAAGAAUGUCCACUCGAUGAAGACGAUAAAAUCAUCAAAGAAUCGAAGGUAAUUGAGGUCAACAAAGAUGAUGAAAGCCCCAAAAAAUCGAUGAGAGAAAUUCCAGUUCACGAAAAUGCAAAAAUUCCCAAAAAAUCAGUGAGAGAAAUUGGAGUGAACGUUGACAUAUCUAUUUCCCCUCCAAAACCAGUGACAAUGGACAAAAAUAUAAUGACUGAUGAGUUCUACAGUAUCAAAGACAAUCCUUACCCCCUGUUCUGUGAGAGAUGCGAGCAGUUGCUGGAGGAAUCGCCAGACGAUGUCAUCUGCAAGGCAACGAGACUGCCCCCUAACAUUCCCGAACUCCCUCCUCCACCUGUUCGACCUGUGAGGACAAGGCAAUCCCCAGAGAGAGGGGAAUCGCAUCAUCCUGUAAUUCUAGACAGCCUCCAGAGGAGAGUUAAACUCCUGGAGAAGCGACUGAAACGUCAGAAGAGGGCGGAAAUUUCUCAGCAAUCCUCGUGCUGCAACCACUCACAAUCGCUGGCUCACUGUAGCCACAAUAAUUCCUUCAAUCAACCCUCCCAAUUCAACAUGAUGACAGAGGUCUUUGCCAGGAUGAUGCAGCUGCCUGGGUUUCAGGGUAUGAAGAGUCGAAGGGAGAGCCAGAGGAAGUCAUUCUCUAUGAGAAUGAAGAAAAGUCAGGGAAGAGCGAAGAAGAUGGAUUUGAGUUCUGACACCUGGGACGUGGAGUCUGACGAAGAACGUGGAGGUCGCGACGAGAGGGGUUCAUUCCCCAGACCUCGUCCACCAUCAUCCAGGAAUUCUUCGAGAAAUGCUGGACAGGAUUGUGAUCGAGACCCAGAGGACGAUUUCUUCAACUCCAUGUCUUCAGAUAGAAUCGCAAGGAGAAGAAGAGAGACUCUUAGAAAAAUAGCUGAUGAACCUGGUGCCAGUCCCCAACGAAGCUCUUCCGAAAUUUUGGAACCUGAAGGGAAUUUCAAUUCAAUGUCUUCAGACAGAAGUGGCAGAAGGCGAGAAUCUGCGAAAGGGAUUACUAAUCCAUCGAGAGCGUCUAGUCCUAGAAAGAGGCAGGAGACUCCAGCGUCUUCACAGAGAAACGACAGACGAAGAAAUCAAACUAAGACAGUGAUUGAGGAAUCGAGAGUUGACCCCCGGGAAAGAUCUCCAUCCCCAGAACCCGAAGUGAAUUUAUUCAACGAGAAUAAUUCCGUCCCCUCAACACCUCAAAAACGAAGGCGUCUCGAGUCGUCAUCGAGUUCAGUGCCUGAGGAGACGAUUCCCAAGAGAAGGAAACGAGGAGACGAUCCACCAAAGCCAGUCAACGUUCGAUCCAAUUUGUUGAAGAACUUGAAACGAUUGAAGAAGAACAAAGCAGCGGUUAAAACAAUUCCCAGUAUUUUGAGUAGAGAUGAAAGAGGUGCGGAGACUGUCACUCCUGCAGAUGUCCUAGGGAAGAAGAAACGAAUUGCACACGUUCCCAAACAGUCAGAGCUCCCCUUCCCCUUAAAAAUAAUGGAAGAUGAUCGGUGGGAACCUGCAGAGACCUCGACUUCGGUGAAUUCAGGCGAGAAGAGGAUGACUCGGUCAUUAAGAAAGUCCGCAGACGACAAAAAUAAGAAGGAUGUAGAGGAACCUGUCAAUAACAUCUCAAAUAACCCAGGUGCAUCGACUCCAAGGCCUCAGGAAGAGGUAGUUCAGACUAUCGAAUCUGCAGUCGAAAAAAAUUUAGAAAUUAUCGAGGAGUCUGACCUGGUGAUAGACGAGGCUCCAGCAUCUCCAGGAGAAGAGCCUCCAGCAUCUCCAACUGGAGACCCUCCAGAGAUUCCCUCAGAGACGAUAAAAAUCGCUUCGAUUUACGAAACUGCAGCAGUAUCUGAUGGUUCUGACAGUGAGCCUCCUCAAGACCCCUCAAACUGCAUAAGAGAAUUACGAAACAGACAGAUCCACGUGAGUCCAGUAAAGCAAAAGCCCUCACUUUCAAAGGAGUCAGUCGAGCCCCCAGACUCCCCAGUCCCUUCCCCGUCAAUUCCCCCAUCACCUGCAGCUCCCCCAGAGCCCUCAGGUCCCCAAGACCCCCAAGGGCCCGAAAAGGUCGAGGAUUUGCUGGACAACUGGCUCUUGGCAACGAAAAAACGUCGAGGAAGAAAGCCGAGGGCCUUCGAGGUAUCGAAAAUCCUCCAGUCAAAGGCAGAGACUCUCAUAAAACAGGAGCUGAAGAGACUGGUGGAAUCCCCAGGCUGGGAGGACGCCCUCCACACGAGUGUCUCCGCCAAAAUUCUAAACUCGAAGAGCCCAAGAACAGUAGCAAAAGCCACCAUCGACUUCGUGAUCGACAGAUCAGAGAUUGACGAACCCCUGGACCUCACGUACACUCCUCCAGCCCCUCCCAUGACGAAGAGUCUCCAGAGGAUCGUGACUCUCCUGAAAGAUCUCGACCCGAAAAUUCCAGAGUUGAUUAACUUCGUGUUCCGGGGGAUUGAGUACAUCCUUUUCAGGUUGAGCUCCACUCCCUCCUGGGAGGCGGUUGGAGAGCUCUCGAAAUUGUAUACUGUCCUGGCGAGGAUCAGGAAGGAUCGUGAACGAGUGAGGAUAAUGUGCUGCGACGCUAUCUACGGUCUCCAGAAGAAGAGUGUGAUCGUUCUCCAUGCGGUCUUGACUUGUUGGCCCGAGGUGUUGCCCCUGUUUGAUGCAGAGAAGGAUCAGCACCUGCCAGUCAGCAUUGCUCAUAUCAUCAGAUCGCACCCGGUGAACGAUAGUUCCAAGUGUGAGCAGGUGAAGAAGCUCAUCAAAGGGUUCUUCAAAUACCCUCAGAACGAUCCCUCUGAGGUUCUUGGGGGCAAACUCCUGGAGGCUCUUGGGAGGAAUUAUGACAAGUCCGUGGAGACUGGGAUUUUACUGCUGUCGAAGAGAGAGGGGCCCGAGUGGGCAUACAAGAAUAUCAUCCAGAGGGGACUGAUGAAGAUGAUUGUGGAAGGAAAGUGCUCGGAGGUUUACCAUCCCCUGAAGCUCCUGGGGUUCCUCUUGAGGCCCUUUCCAUUGGCGGAUAAGGAUGGGCCUGUCAAAAAAAUUAUGGAACAACUCAAGGCCCUCGCUGAGUCCGACACAGGAUCCCCGGACCUCCAGGAAGGCGCUAUUUCUGCGCUAAUGAGUUUAUCUCGUCACAGGUUCGAUGACAUUGCUGCCUCUGUUCUGAGCUGGCAGCCCACUCGAGCGCUACCGGAGUUACUGCACGAGCAGAUGAAUGCGUUCUUUGCUUCGCGAGGGCCACACUGGAGUCAAAUUAGAGCCAAGAGUCGUAAACAUGCUGGUGGCUUGUGAGUUCAUGGAGAAAUUGGAGAGAAGGGGAUUGCUUGACUGAGAGUAACGAAUUAUUCAUGGUGAACUCUACUUUUCAUGAGGUAGGAUCAAUUCUUUGGGGCUCGUCAGGGGAUAAACGAAUGAAUCUAAUGAAAUUAGUAAUUUAAUAUCGUAGGGGGGGGGAUCUCAUCUUAUUCUCAGGGUCUUCUCAUUAUUUGUAGAUAUCGUAAUAAUUUGUAUUUUGUGAAUCGAUGAAAUUGAAAUAAAGGAAAUGAUGAAGCAUCGUUUCCCAUCGAGUUUAAUAAAUGAUUUCCAAUUAAUUGUAUUGAAUCGAUUUUGAUCAGUUAAAAUCGUUGGACGUUGUGGAAACUUUGGGCGAAAAUGAGUUGAAUAUUUUCAUCGAGUUUUAACAAUCUGGGAAUUUUCUAUUGUAUUUCGCAGAUACAUAUUAUAACAGUUUGUAUCUUCACAGGUGAAUUGAGAAUGAAUCAAUGAAUAAAUGAAAUCUGUAAAUGAGCAGAUU